UCCGCAACGACUUUUCAGUUCAAACUACCGCGGGGCCCACCCCGACCGCGCCUAAUCACUUCUCGCAUAGAAAAAAAAAAUAUUAAAAAAAAAACUCAACCCACCCGACGCGAACGGCGAGCAAGUAUCUCCUGUAAAGUGCCUUCGUAAUUGGCGAAUUUACUUGAAAAGUUUUUGUUUGUGAAGUGUCCACUCUGUGUUUGGGAUUUUCAGUAUUAUUGACAAUGAAAUUUGUAUGCUGGUAACUCAGCGGCAAUGGGAUGACCCCAAUCCGACCACGGUCACAUCAUCUCCCCAAAAUGAUCCCUUGCACCUGGCCCACCACACUCUUCUUCUUAAUAUGGCUUUGCAACGAUGUCGCAUCUAAGAGGAAUCACACUCUAAAGCCUAGAGUAGUAUUACCGGAAAACUAUGUUAAAGAAAUGCGUCCACCAGCACGCAAAGGACAGCCAGUUAUGGUGGAAUUCAGCAUCUACGUGGUCGACGUAAACUCUAUAAAUGUGGAAGAUAUGGAUUUCAGAGUCGAUAUGUUUAUCCGACAAACAUGGAGAGAAAGCCGACUCCAACUUCCCGAGGACAUUUUUGAAGAAGGCGACGAUCACGUGACACUGCCUCCGGAAUUUUUCGACAACCUAUGGCAUCCGGAUCCGUACUUUUUAAAUUCCAAAGUUACAGGAGGAGCGUUACAUUACCGUCAUGAAUCGGCUGAGAUCGCGGAGUUGACGCACAAAUUUUCUUCAGUGACAUUGUACAGGAAUCAAACGGUGAGGUACGCGGCCCGUAUGCAUGCGAUCAUCGCUUGCCAGAUGGAAUUUCAACUCUACCCCAUGGAUAUACAGUCCUGUCCAAUUUACAUAGAGAGCUUUUCUUAUAGCAAUCAGAAAGUAAGAUUCCGAUGGAGCGAGUCCGGGGUGACCAUCAAUCCUGAACUGAAGCUGCUUCAGUAUCACAUCGGGCAACCGUUGCGUUUGGAGGAGACGAACGGAUAUAUGAUCGAUAAGGACGGUAACUACUCCAGACUAGUAGUGUACUUCAGAUUCGAGCGUCAGAUCGGUCACCACCUCAUCCAAACCUUCGCGCCAUCGUCCCUCGUAGUAAUGUUAUCCUGGUUCAGCUUCUGGUUGGACCUGGACGCCAUUCCGGGAAGAGUGACUCUACUAGUCACCUGCAUGUUGACCCUGGUCACCAUGUUUACAGGACUACGAGCUGAUAUACCACCGGUCGCAUAUGUGAAAGCACUGGACUUGUGGAUGGCGGGGUGUAUGAUGUUUGUAUUCGCAGCGCUCGGAGAGUUUGUUGUAGUUAAAGUAUUAGAUAAACAAUACCAAGUGAACAAGAGCAAAAUGCAAGAAGCCCUGCCGAGAAUUAUUCCUGUGAGAUUAAACGGGGAGAAGGGUUCGUGCGGCACGGUGGCCGCGUGGGAAGGCAGCGGCGUCAGAUGCCGUAAGGUGGACAUCACGUCGCCGACGUCGCCGCCGGCCGCCACGCCGGCCGUCCACCCGGCGCCGUCUGCGCCUCAUAGCAACCCGCAUUUAGUCGGCGUCGAGCGACGGCAGAGCAUAUUACAAGUUGCCUGGUUAGACGCCGACACUGGUCAAGAGCGAGUACUGUGGCGAGAGAUUGACAAGCUGUCGCGCGUGGUGUUCCCCGCACUGUUCCUCCUUUUCGUCACUAUGUAUUGGCCAGUGCUGUUACUCAAGACGAAAACUUCAUCAUAACAAUUACAGCAUCCGGAAACAUGAGAAUGUCAUAGUGAAUUUGGUAAAUUUAAGGAUAUUUUCUUAGAUACUGUAUUAUGUAGGGUGACAUCAAAUUCGUUAGCUUCAUUACAGGAGAAUAUUGUAUAGAUAAAAAAUUAAUAUUUUUCCUAAAGAAUCAUCGAAAUCGAUAAAAUUUUGAGCUUCUCAUAAAGAACAAAACAUGAUAGACAUUUUAGUAUGAGAGAAUUACAUUUUUUUAAAUAAUCAAUUUCAUUAUUAGAACAAUGUUUUGAAAAAAAAAACGCUAUAUAUUUGUUUUCACCCUGUAUAUUGAGGAAUCGAAAACCGUUGUGCGCCUUGUGAUUUCUAGUCGGUCGCUUUACGUCGUUUAAACUAUUGUUGCUUGAAAGGAAAUUUAUGUAAUUUAAAUAAUUUACAAAAUAUACAUAUAUAAAUAUUAUAUAUACUCUCUUUCAAUAGAACAUAAUGAAAAGUUAAACAAAUUUUAUUAUAAAUUAUCUCAGAAAUCUUCUCUAAAUGAAAUUAGUGUCAAAUCGAAAGACUCAAAUUUCGAACACACGUUUAGAUUUUUAAUUUUUACUAUUAUUGAACAUCAGCCAGUGUUGCCUCUCUAUCUUGCUUUUGUAAUUAAUUUUUCGUAAUUAUGUUAAUGGGGAAGAAAGUUUCUUAAGUGGCGACCACAUACAGGCGAAUGCAAUGUAGGACAACCCCCCAAUAGAUAGAGUGAUGACCUCAUAUACAUUGCAAGGAAUCAGUGAAUUCAGGUAGCUCAGGACCGUUCCUUAUGGCAGUGUUAUGUGGGAAGCCUAUGUCCAGCAGUGGACAAUUAAUGACUGAGAUGACGAUGAUGAAUUAUGUUAAUAUUGUUUUUUUUAUGAACAUAUUGCUGAUCGUUGUUAUUUAUUAUCUUUGUUAUUAUUUUAUUAAUAUCUCAUUUUUUAACCGAAACAAUAAAGAGUUUUCAUAAGUUUCAUUUCAUUUGUUCACUUUUUUUAUUUCGUUCUAUUGAAACAGAUCAUAGUUUUAUUAUAAUAGUGAUAAUACUUUACAUAUGCCACAAAUGGUCAAAUGUUAAAUUUCAAUUUCGAAUCUAUAAACUUGUUAUUACAUAUCAAAACUAAUUAUGUAUGUAAGUUAAAAAAUAAAUCUAAUAGUUCUGGCUUUAGUUGGAAGCACAGACUAAUUACUCGCAGAGUAACAAGUUAUUAUGUAUAACUCAUUGUUUAAUAUUUAACCGUAGUACAACUCAUUGCAUUUCAAUACUGUUCUCAGUGGCUAUAUAAUCUUUAAAUAGGGACAUUAAUUGCAUACAUUAAUAAUUAAAAUAUUUCAAAUAAAUUAUUCAAAUAUUGAUGAUAAUAAUGAUGAUGAAAUAAUCAUCAUCUUCAUAUAUUUUUCAUUUAAACAUAUUUAUUUAUUUAUUUAUUAUGCACUGCAAUAACUGAAGAUUUUAUUUCACAAAAGACACAUAUACAUGAUUGAUAUCUACGUGAUCAAUAUGGGAUAAAAACCCAUUUAUUAUAAAAGAUGUAAAGGUCACAAAGGGUAAGUAAAUAUAUGGUAAACCUACUAUACGUAAAUACAAUUUUCUAAAUCUCCCUUAAGCAUGAAAGGAAAUGGAAUCUACACGUAAAUAGAUGUUAUACUUCUAAUAAUGUAAAUACGUCUACUUUUUAAAAUAAUCUUUAUAUAUGUAUAUUUUGAAGUCUUAAAUAUUUUAGAUAUUAUAUUAAUACAUUAAUAUAGUUAAUUACACAUUAACAAGUUAAAAGAAAUAAAAAAAACAACUGUGAUUGUUGAAUUUUAAUUUCACACUUUAUCCGACCAAAAAUACAAUAAAUUUAUUUAAAUGGAAAUACUUAAAAAUGUUAUAAACAUAUAAUAAUUACAUAAACAUAAUUUAUAAUUUAAUUAUUAUAAAUAUUUAAUGUUAUUAUUGUGUUAUAUUUAACACUGUAUGAAAUCAAAUUCUUACAAUCACAAUUGUACAACUUUGUUGUUUUAUUACGAUAUUUUUAUGAAUUGUUAUAAAUACACCUGAUAAAAUAUUAAAUUAUCCAGAUAAAUACUUUUAUAAUAUAAAAGUGUCAGAAUAAAGUUUAAUUGUUUUAUUAUUACUGUAAUUGUAAAAAAAUAAACUGUAAAAAAUAUGCACAAAUUUUAUCUAUAAUGAUAAUAAUAAUAAUUUAGGAAAUAAGUCAUAUUCCUGUUUGAAAAUCUUAUUGUUUAUUUUUAAAUAAAAUGUAAAAAAUAUUUUUAGUUAUUUAUAUUAGAUACGGGUAACGAUACAACGAUACGAAGCGUUAAAAAUAAUAUUACAUUCCUUAUGUUAUAAAUAUGUUAUAUAUGUGAUAGAGGUGGGUAAUAUAUACCAUAUAUAUAGUUACAAUAUGUAUAUACUGGUCUAAUAACGUAUUCGUUAUUGGACCAGACCAUUAUAACAUAUUCGGAAAUAGAUAUCGGACCGAUAUGGACGAUAUCGAAAUGGGUGACGACCUUUUUUUCACCAUCAAUGUCUAGAAAAACCUAAUAUAAUCGGAUCGUUAUCCAUAUUAUCUAUGCCUAAUAUGUGAAUUGUUAUUGUACUAUUAAUAUGCUUAGUGUCUUCAAAUCGUCCAUUAUAGAGGUGAUAAAAAGAACAAAAAUUUAUUUAUUAUAUUUAUGAAAUAAAUAAUACAUAUACAAAUGUAAAUACUUAAAUAAACGUAAAAUAAAUAAUCUUUAAAAAAUUAACAAAAAUUUAAAAGUUAACAAUCACUUUAUUUUGCACUUUCCAUUUUGUUCUGUAAUGCUCAUAAAUAAUUUUAAUUAAACGUGUUUUAUUGUCACAAUUUUGUAUAAAUACUAAAUAGUGUUAAUCGCUUUUCAAAAUAUAUAAAUUAUUUGUAGCAAUUGAAUAAUUAAGGUGCUGAUAGUUUAGAAGAAAAGGUGAUUGUAAUAUUUAUAAAGAUUAUACAGGCUGCUGCAUAGUUAAAAAUAGGUAAAGGAAUAUAAAAUAAUGUUAGAGUAUUCUUUGUUCUUUAUGUUAAGUAAUUAAAUAUUAUGAAUGCCGUAAAUGACACAUACAUACAUACAUACACACACAUACACACACACACACACACACAUACGCACGCACGCACACACACACACACCCGACCGCACGUACGCACGCACACACCCGCACGCAUCAGCACACACGUACGCACACACAUGUACGCACACACACGUAUACCCAAAUAGUUUACUUCCGUCCAGUUUGUUUUUAUCACUUCCGUGACGCAAUGAAAAACCUUUGUGGAGAUUGUAAGGAAGGCACGGUUUUCCCGAAAUUUCCACGGAAACGGAAAAUAACAAUUUCCGCUUGUGCGCGUCCAUGGCCAACGGCUAGCAAUUUAUAAUCGAAACCUAUUUUCAAAUAUCUCAAAUAGUUUCGUUGAAUAUAGCUAAUGUGUUAAAUAUAAAACAUACUAGCAUUUAUCCGCGACUUUAUCCUUAUUCACUGACUGAGAAAAAGAAUAGCCUAUGUCCUUUUCCACCUCACAUGUAUAUUAAACUUUAUAUCAAUAAAAAUAAAUAUUACAUAUGCAACAGCCUGUAUAUUCAAUAAAGGGUGCUUAUAUCAUCAAGUCAUUGAGUCGCAAGGUUGCAACCAUUUUCCAGCUUUAAGUCAUUGUGAUAGCUUAUAUUUGUAAACAAUUAUAUUUGAAAUUCCGUUGUCAUAAUAAAUAUAAAAUUAAAUAAUAUAUUUAAGGUUAUAAAUUUAGAAAUUAGAGUAAUUUUGAACAAA
Molecule: messenger RNA, 5490 nt
Organism: Galleria mellonella (greater wax moth)
Lineage: Eukaryota; Metazoa; Arthropoda; Insecta; Lepidoptera; Pyralidae
Gene: alka
Product: glycine receptor subunit alpha-4
Exons: 12
Coding region: 261-1718 (485 amino acids)
Biological process (GO): chloride transmembrane transport; signal transduction; chemical synaptic transmission
Cellular component (GO): membrane; synapse; neuron projection
Molecular function (GO): extracellular ligand-gated monoatomic ion channel activity; neurotransmitter receptor activity; transmembrane signaling receptor activity
Source: RefSeq, a predicted model, not a curated record